UUACCACCUGAUGCCGGCUAGCAGGCUAACAGCUAGCAGCGACCGCAGGUCUGAGGCAGCGGGACAGCGACUCGGUGUCAGCGGACCCUGAUAGCAUCCACUCCCUCCCGAGACCCCCUCCGCCCCCACCCGGUCUCCAUCUGUGCCCUUUGGACCAUUCUCCGCACUCCGCUUUUAUCUGUACGACUUUUGCCCCGUUUAUCCGCUCGCCUGUUAGCUGAUAGCGGCCAUAAAGCGGCUCCUCUCCGCGGAGCGGCGGACAGCAGCGGGAUGAGCCAUGGCGUCGGUCCGGGUGGCUGUGCGGGUCCGGCCCAUGAACAGGCGGGAGAAGGAUCUGAUGGCAAAGUGCAUCAUCGAGAUGGAAGGAACCAAAACCUCCAUCACCAACCUGAAGAUCUCCGAUGGCGUCCUCGGCGACUCGGUGAGGGAGCACACCAAAACCUUCACGUACGACUUCUCCUACGACUCGAUGGACUGUAAGAGCGCCACCUUCGUCUCUCAGGAAAAGGUUUUCAAAGAUUUGGGCUCCGACGUGUUGAAGGCAGCGUUCGAGGGCUACAACGCCUGCGUCUUCGCCUACGGUCAGACGGGCUCCGGGAAGUCCUACACCAUGAUGGGAGCGCCGGGCGACGCCGGUCUGAUCCCGAGGAUCUGUGAGGGUUUGUUCAGUCGGAUCUCGGAGGCCACUCGAUGGGACGAAGCUUCGUUUCGCACAGAAGUCAGCUACCUGGAGAUCUACAACGAGAGGGUCAGAGACCUGCUGAGGAGGAAGUCCACUCAGACCUACAACCUGAGGGUCAGGGAGCACCCGAAAGGCGGGCCCUACGUGGAAGAUCUGUCCAAACACCUGGUGCAGAACUACGGCGACGUGGAGGAGCUGAUGGAGGCCGGAAACAUCAACCGCACCACCGCCAGCACCGGCAUGAACGACGUCAGCAGCCGCUCGCAUGCCAUCUUCACCAUCAACUUCACACAGGCCAAGUUCGAUGCCGAGAUGCCCAGCGAAACCCUCAGUAAGAUCCACCUGGUCGAUCUGGCCGGCAGCGAGCGAGCUGACGCCACCGGAGCCACCGGCGUCCGACUGAAGGAGGGCGGGAACAUCAACAAGUCGCUGGUCACCCUGGGCAACGUCAUAUCUGCUUUAGCCGACAUGUCGCAGGGCGGCGUGAACACCAACCUGAAGAAGAAGUCGGUGUUCGUUCCCUACAGAGACUCGGUGCUGACGUGGCUGCUGAAGGACAGCCUGGGCGGAAACUCCAAGACCAUCAUGAUCGCCACCGUUUCUCCCGCCGACGUAAAUUACGGCGAGACGCUCAGCACUCUGCGCUACGCCAACCGAGCCAAGAACAUCAUCAACAAACCCACCAUCAACGAGGACGCCAACGUCAGGCUGAUCCGAGAACUGCGGGCUGAAAUCGCCCGGCUCAAAGCUCUGUUGGUCCAGGGCAACCAGAUCGCUCUGCUGGACUCGCCCACCGCUCUGAGCAUGGAGGAGAAGCUGCACCAGAAUGAAGCCCGGGUCUUGGAGCUGACUAAAGAGUGGACCAACAAAUGGAACGAGACUCAAAACAUCCUCAAGGAGGAGACGCUCGCUCUGAGGAAAGAGGGCAUCGGCGUGGUGCUGGACUCCGAGCUGCCUCACCUCAUCGGCAUCGACGACGACCUCCUCAGCACCGGCAUCAUCCUCUACCAUUUAAAGGAGGGGCGGACCUACGUGGGCAGAGAGGACGCGUCCACAGAGCAGGACAUCAUCCUGCACGGUCUGGACCUGGAGAGCGAGCACUGCAUGUUUGAGAACCAGAACGGGACGGUGACUCUGGUGCCGCUCGCCGGAGCUCAGUGUUCGGUCAACGGAGUCCAGGUGACGGAGCCGUCGCAGCUCAACCAGGGCGCCGUCAUUCUGCUCGGCAGGACCAACAUGUUUCGCUUCAACCAUCCGAAGGAGGCAGCCAAGCUGCGGGAGAAACGAAAGAGUGGCCUUCUCCCCACGUUCAGCCUCUCCAUGACCGAUCUGUCCAAGUCCUGCGAGAACCUCUCCACUGUGAUGCUCUACAACCCCGGUCUCUUCACUGAGAAGGGCCCCGUCUUCCUCAGGUUGGAGUUUGAGCGACAGCAGCGAGAAGAGCUGGAGAAGCUGGAGAUGAAGAGGAGGCUGAUCAAAGAGAUGGAGGCCAAGCAGCAGAGCGAGAAGGCGGAGCUGGAGCGCCUCCAACAGGAGGUGGAGAGUCAGCGCAAGGAGUCCGAGGAGGUGCAGCAGCGGAUCCUCCGCCAGGAGGAGAGCCUCCACCGCCGCAGCCAGGACAUCGAGAGCCGGCUGCGAGACUUCCUGGCUGAGAAGGAGCGCUUCGAGGAGGAGAGGCGCUCCGAGAUCAAUGAGGUGGAUCUCCAGCGGAGGCGACGGCGGAAGGAGCCGCAGGAGCGUGAGGCAGACCGUGCGGAGGAGCGAGACGAGCAGCAGCGGAGGCACCAGGAGGCGGCAGAGCAGACGGAGAUCUACCGCGAGCUGGAGCGGCUGAAGAGGGAGCGCGAGGAGCAGCGGGUGCGUCUGGAGACGGAGCGGCGGCGGCUGGAGGAGCAGGAGCGCGAGCAGCUGAGUCUGGUGGGGCGGCUGGAGGAGCAGCUGAGGGAGAAACACGAAGCCGCCACCGCCCUGCUGACCCGGGAGGACGCCCGCCGCCUGGAGGAGGAGCAGCAGGCGCUGGCAGAGAUCAGAGAAGCCCUCCUCCGCGCCAAAGAGGCCGCUGAGCGGCCGGACGUGGAGGAUGCUGGCGAGGAGGCGCGGGCCGCCCAGAGCCGCUACGCCGACUUCAAGGCAGCUCAGGUGAAGGAGCUGGACCUGCUGGAGGAGGGGCUGCGGCAGCAGAGGGAGCGUCUGGAGAAGGAGGUUGCCGCCGAGCGCGGCGCCCUGCUGCUCCUCACCCACGGCCUGAGAGAGCGCCAGCAGCACCUGAAGGAGACGCAGGAGAAGGGAGCGCAGGACGCCACCGCUGUCUGCCACGAGGAGCAGCUGCUCCGACAGGCGGAGCACAGGCUGCAACUGAAGGAGCGACAGCUCGCCAACCUCGCCAACGGCCUCCUCCCCGCCCUCGCCGAGGAGAAGCAGAGAGCCUCGGAGCUGCUGGAGCGCAGCGGCGGCGGCAAUGGGAACUGCGACCGGCCUCCGGGGCUCGACAACACGCUGUUCCAGGUGGAGAAGGAGCUGGAGGACAAAGAGGAGAAGCUGAGCCUUCAUUGGCACAGCGCCCGGCAGCUCCAGCAGCUCCAGGAGACCUACGAGUUCACGGCCAAUGUGGCGCGGCAGGAGGAGAAGGUGAGGAGGAAGGAGAAGGAGAUCCUGGAGUCAAAGGAGAAGCAGCAGAGGGAGGCGAUGGAGCAGGCCGUGGCCCGGCUGGAGAGGAGGCACUCCGCCCUGAGACGAAACGUCUCCCUCGAGCCCGACUCCGAGGAGCAGAGGAGCAAGAGCUCCGUCGCCAGGACCCCGAGGACGGGGGCGGAGCUGGACCAGCAGAGAGUGCAGCGCGAGAUCCAGAAGCUGCGGCAGCGGAUCAGCGAGGGCGACGACACCAGCCGGACACACUCCAUCAGCAGCGACGAGCGUGCGGGUCACGGCGGCUCACCCGCCAGUCACAUCCAGGGUCUGAGCACGCUGCUGCCCAUGUCCGACGACAGGAUAAACGCCUACAUCGAAGAGGAAGUCCAGCGGCGGCUACGCAAGAUGAACCUCCUGAACGGCAGCAGCAUGGAUCUGUCUCUGUCCACAGAAUCACUGCGAGAGGAGGAGGAGGAGGUUAGCGACUGUAGCUCUGUUAGAUUGACAGAUGAGGAGGAUGAAAAGCUCCCAAACAUUAAUCCGAGGAAGCUCAAGUAUCAGCACUUGGUGUCUCGUCCUCCUGGGACGAGCUGUGGCGGCCUCCAGGAACCUGUUAAAAUUAGCAUUCCUCGUUACGUUCUCCGCGGGCAGGGGAAGGACGAGCACUUUGAGUUUGAGGUGAAGAUCACUGUGAUGGACGAGACGUGGACGGUGUUCAGACGCUACAGCCGCUUCCGGGAAAUGCACAAGAGCCUGAAGUUAAAAUAUCCAGAGCUCGCCGCUCUCGAUUUCCCGCCAAAGAAGCUGUUUGGAAACCGGGACGAGCGAAUGGUCGCCGAGCGGCGGAAUCACCUGGAGCGUUAUCUGAGGAACUUGUUCCGGGUGAUGCUGUCGUCCUCCAGCUCGCCCCUCCGAGCGGACGAAGACGGCCUUUUCCAUCUGUCCAAACGAGACGUCUGCGACUUCUCCUCGUUCUUCAAGAAAGGCGUCUUCGAGUACAGUAGCCACGGCACCGGCUGACCGCCGCGCCGCAUCAGAGGGCGGCGGAAACCUCUGACAAACCAAAACAUAAACAGAACUGCUCGGUGCCUUUUUCCCGGCGCCUCAGCGGGUCAGGAGCAGAGAAAACGUGCAGGUCAGCUUUUCCUCUCCGGCUCCCUGCUGCCGUCAGACUCGACCAAUCAGGUGCUGCUCAGCACGAGUGUUUGUCCAGAGGCAGGUGGGACUCUGCACGAUCCGUGGUCUGUAUGUAACGCGCUCAGUGGGUCUGAGCGUUUUUAGAAUCACUUCAUUAAACCUUCACUCGUUUCAGAAGAGCUGCUCCUCCUCUGUUUGUCACAGCGACGCUUUCUCUGGGUUUGCACUGCGAUCAUCAGGAGGUGGAUCUCUGUAUCGUUGAGCGCCGCGCUGUCACGACAGGUGAUGGUCACACCUCAGUUAACAGCAGCCACACUGAACCUGGACAGUUACUGUGAGGCGUCUACAUUAUAUAUAAUUCAAUUCAGCUUUAUUUACACAGCGCCAAAUCACACAGUCGCCUCAACGUGCUUUAUAUUGUAAAGUAGACCCUACAAUAAUCCAUACAGAGAAAAACCCAACAAUCAUAUGACCCCCUAUGAGCAAGCACUUUGGCGACAGUGGGAAGGAAAAACUCCCUUUUAACAGGAAGAAACCUCCGGCAGAACCAGGCUCAGGGAGGGGCGGGGCCAUCUGCUGUGAUUGGUUGAGGUGAGAGAAGGAAGACAGGAUAAAGACAUGCUGUGGAAGAGAGACAGAGAUUAAUAACAGAUAUGAUUCAAUGCAGAGAGGUCUGUUAACACAUAGUGAGUGAAGAAGAAACACCCAGUGCAUCAUGGGAGUCCCCCAGCAGCCUACACCUAUUGCAGCAUAACUAAGGCUACGUUCACACUGCAGGCGAAAGCGCAUCAAAUCCGACUUUUUUGACCCUAUGCGACUCAUAUCCGAUCAUGGUAUGACAGUGUGCACAAAUCCGAUACUUUCAAAUCCGACCUGGGUCACUUUCGUAUAUGUUGGUACUGAAUCCGAUACAUAUCCGAUGUUUUAGAAAGCGACUGCUGUUUGAAUGCUUAGGUCACAUUAAAUCUGUCUUUUACGUCACUGACACGAGACAGACGCCAGUUAUCAGCGCGGGAGAAGACAUCGCGAACGCUUCCUGGCCAUCCUGUGUAGAUGUCAGUGAAACUGUUGGGAAGACAACGUUGGAGAAACGUGAACAUUUUAUUUGUACUGUAUAAUCUGCAGAUUCUGACAGAAAUCUGCAGAUUAUCCUUUGAAGCACCGCUCCUCUAAAACAGCAAUAAGGAUCAUUAUUAGGCCAAAUGUAAAUAACAAAAUAACUUUAUAACUAAAAGCAAAAUUGGGAAACGAAAAGUCCGAAACAAGUCUUUAUAUUAAGGCCAUCAGUCAAACAAUACUGUUUGGUCUGGGUCUAAACAGAGCGCGUUGUGUGUGACGUCUUCUUUUGCGCAUGCGGGCCGCUUUGAGCGUUCACACUAGAGCGCGUUUGCUGUCGCAUUUUAUUUGUAGUGUGAACAAGCAGACAAAAAAAUCGGAUUUGAUCAAAAAAUCGGAAUUGAGCAUUAAGACCUGCAGUGUGAACGUAGCCUUAAAGAGGAUUCAGGGUCACCUGGUCCAGCCCUAACUAUAUGCUUUAGCAAAAAGGAAAGUUUGAAGCCUAAUCUAAAAAGUAGAGAUAGUGUCUGUCUCCUGAAUCCAAACUGGAAGCUGGUUCCACAGAAGAGGGGCCUGAAAACUGAAGGCUCUGCCUCCCAUUCUACUUUUAAAUACUCUAGGAACAACAAGUAAGCCUGCAGUGUGAGAGCCAAGUGCUCUAAUAGGGUGAUAUGGUACUACAAGGUCAUUAAGAUAAGAUGGGGCCUGAUUAUUUAAGACCUUGUAUGUGAGGAGCAGGAUUUUGAAUUCUGGAUUUAACGGGAAGCCAAUGAAGGGAAGCCAAAACAGGAGAAAUCUGCUCUCUCUUUCUAGUCCCUGUCAGGACUCUUGCUGCAGCAUUUUGGAUUAACUGAAGACUUUUCAGGGAGUUUUUAGGACUUCCUGAUAAUAAUGAAUUACAGUAGUCCAGCCUGGAAGUAAUAAAUGCAUGAACUAGUUUUUCAGCGUCACUCUGAGACAGGAUAUUUCUAACUUUAGAGAUGUUGCACAAAUGGAAGAAAGCAGUCUUACAUAUUUGUUUAAUAUGUGCGUUGAAGAACAUGUCCUGGUCAAAAAAAUAAAUAAAAAAUAUAAAAACUACUUUUACAGAAUCACUGGGAAAAACUUUAACUUCUGGGCUUAAAAUAAGAAGUGAAUCACACAGUUUUACAGCCUGAUACACAAACUGGUUUCUCUCUGGACCGUUUCCUCCUCCAUAACACCUGAGGAUGUUUAAAUUGUAUUAAAGCUUAAAGUUUUAAUGAUUAGGGGCGUGGCCUCUGACUGACAGGUGGAUGGUGACACAGGCAGCUGUAGCUGCUAACUUCACCUGAGCUGGACCUCUGGACGUGUUUCUGCUGUUGGGGUGUUUUUAGCUGCUGUGAGGUUACCGUAGUAACAGACCAAUUAAGAAGGCGGAGCUCCAGGUUUGGUGCUCAGUGAAGCAAAAACAUAAAACAGUGACGGCGGCGUUUCUAAUAACUGACUUUUCUACAUUGACCAUGUAUUUAAAUAAAAGCUGACAUGUGGAUCCUGUUGUUUCUCUGUUCCUUGUUGUCGGUCUCGUGUUUCACAGCUGCACAUUCAUCACUUUCAUGUUAAGCGUGCAGCGAUCGUGCUCCGCCCUCAUGCUCCGCCCUCGUGUCGGAGUGAAUCCCUGCUGUUUGUCUUUAAGGGAAAAGAACCAAACAUUUCAGUGCAGACCAAUAAAAAUUCAAAA
Pelmatolapia mariae (spotted tilapia) is the source of this 7202-nucleotide messenger RNA. It is a transcript of the gene kif16ba, whose product is annotated as kinesin family member 16Ba. Gene Ontology annotation, molecular function: ATP binding; microtubule motor activity; phosphatidylinositol binding. Bases 278 to 4330 code for a protein of 1350 amino acids. Gene Ontology annotation, biological process: microtubule-based movement. The record is from RefSeq and is a predicted model, not a curated record. Lineage: Eukaryota; Metazoa; Chordata; Actinopteri; Cichliformes; Cichlidae. The transcript has 28 exons.